Molecule: messenger RNA, 3454 nt
Organism: Aspergillus sclerotioniger CBS 115572
Lineage: Eukaryota; Fungi; Ascomycota; Eurotiomycetes; Eurotiales; Aspergillaceae
Exons: 4
Coding region: 200-3232 (1010 amino acids)
Biological process (GO): nucleolar large rRNA transcription by RNA polymerase I
Cellular component (GO): RNA polymerase I core factor complex
Molecular function (GO): RNA polymerase I transcription regulatory region sequence-specific DNA binding; RNA polymerase I general transcription initiation factor binding
Source: RefSeq, a predicted model, not a curated record
AUCAGCCACUGUUUCAUCUGCUCUUGCGUAUGCAUGGAUCAUGAUUUGACAGCUGUCAGGAGCAGCUGCAUUCUAGGGCACUGCCAUAAGAGUUGUCUAUCAGUUCGCAAGUGAUCGAGCCGUUGUCCCCCGGUUCUCGAUAUGCCCAUGAUCACAAGGCUGGAGCUAGCACAUAUCGCCAGGAGCAAAACCCGACCAGAUGGAUGAAAAAGCUACAAUUGCUCUGCAAUAUGGGCACUUGGGAAAAUCAAUUUACAAUUCGGAGACACAGAGUUGGGGAUUUUCGCGAACAUUAGCCCCGUCAUCUUGUAUCUCCUAUACCGGUGUGACCAAAAUCACAAUACCAUCGCCUCUGACUGCGCCACAGAUCUCGCCGAUCGAAAAAAAAUAUUUCUUGCCUAGAGUCUACCCUGAGCUUGCAGCUUGUUGGCCUCUAUCCAACAAUGAGACACUCUCCCAUGCCAUCACGACUUGCGAAACAUGUGACCCUCUGGUUUCUUCGCUUUUUGAUAUCGGCUAUGCUGUCGAUCUUGAAACUAACGACUCGGGGAGCCGGGUAGUACCAAUUGCCGUGGUAGCAUCUGGAGAGUGUGGCAACACUAUCUCCUUCCGGAAAAUCGAAGAUGAUGCUGUGGAACUCCGAAGAAAGACAAAUACCUCAAUUCGCGUUCCCGCGAUUGGACAGACGGAGAGCAUUGAGUGGUCUGCAGGAGGGGCUCCUGUCCGUCAAAUCUGUUUUGCGCGAACGGUGGAGGAAAAGGCAACGUGGAUGGCAGCUCGUUUGCCCCAUUCGACGAUAAUAUUCCGGCCACAAUAUCAUCGAAACCCGGUGCCCGUGCUUGUAUCGCAUGACGGUGACCAUCUGUUGCCCAUUCGUUCUCGCAAGUCUCGCUUAGAUGCAAACCCAUUAGUGGAGAUAUUGAACACGCAGACUGGGGGGUUUGCGCAUGCAGAUGUCACCUUCAACCCUUGGUAUCAAAAGCAAUUUGCCAUCGUCGACGAACGAGGCAAUUGGAGUGUCUGGGAAGUAUCCGGUCGACACAGGCGUACCAAGGGUAAUUGGACAGCCGUGUCUGUCAAAUCCGGCGUACUGCCGUGGCUCGACUUGGAGGACGCUCAAGAUAUUGAUGAAGACCCUCGGCAUGAUGGAUGGGCUGCUAUUGAAUGGGCCGGAGAUGUCAACAGCUUUAUUGUUUCCGAUCGACGCUGCCCGAUGCUUUACCGCAUGGAAAGUGGCCAGGUUUAUCCGUAUACGAUAGAGCUUGGUUUGAAGCGAAGAUCGGAAUGGAUACUUGACGUCAAGAGAAGUGCUUCAAAUGUGUCGCAUGCUUUCAUCUUGACAACCACUCGGAUAUUCUGGCUAGAUAUUACUUCUAGCCCUGAUCCGACAAUUGCAACUGAGAGCGAUUCGCGACCCCCUUUGUACCCCCGUCUGUCAUGGCGUCAUUUCCGGGAUCCCGAGGACAUCACGUUACGACUGGCUUCUCUACCUAUGGACGAAGAGUUCUACCUGGUUUUAUACUCUCGCCUAAACCAUCUUGCGCUAGCAUUUCAUUGUCCAUCUUCUUCCCUAGAAUCAACGGAUGCGAUAUCGAUCCCUGACCCCUUCAUAAUGGAGAUCCCAUCGUUAUCCCGAGAUUCCGUGGAGUCACAACCCUUCAAUGACAUGCAGCUUUCAACUCUUGUAUUCAAGGAGAUCACGCAUCUGCCGUCGUCCGUCGGCAAACAGUAUUAUGAUCCUCAUGCUAGACUCAUCAAGCUUUUCGUGGUUGAUUCGGGCCUCACUGUUUGCGAAUCAAUCUACGCUGGACCCUCCCGUGACGGUGAUGCGGAUGAGGAAUUGUUCUCAAGAGAGGUGCUGCGGGUAAAGAAACGGCACCAAGGAGUGCAGCGGGUGCAGAUAGCUUUCUCUCAAGAUGAUUUCGUAGUAGAUGACAUGGAGGGAUCUGCGAUGGGAACGGGGAUGCUCACAGCCCCAGACACUGGGAUGUCUAGCAUAACGCCACUUGUGAUUCCCCAAUGGACUCUUGACUACACUCAAGCAUAUGAAGUUGCUACUGGGAGGUUAACGUUAUUGCCAAGAGAAGAAGACUAUCGCAGACAAACCCCCGAAAGAGGCUUUCAGGAAGCUCUCCAAGAGCUAGAGGUGAUAGUCAGUGGUGGCACGAUGAACGACCACCAGACAAGUCGUACAGGGCUCGAGGCUCUUGGUAGCAGUCCCUUGCUGGACGAUAUCGACCAAAACUCCCACAGUCUCCAGAGUUUUCUUUCCAAUGAGCAUCCAGCUCUCUUGCUUGAGAAGCAAGUUGAUCGCCAACGAGGUGGCCUUCUUAGCCCGCUAUUAUUUCCGUCAGCCGGCUUUACGGAAGGCGUUUCAUCAUUGAAUCUUCUGGCAAUUUAUGAUCAUCUCGUAAAUGACUGGCUGGCUGGCCUGCCCUACGAUAUCCCCGGGCGCACGAGAAUCAUGAAAGAGAACAUCAUCCGUGGUGUUGCCGCUGACCUGAUUCUGGCACAUCUACGCAUCAAAGUGCAGCAGGCCUACACCGUUGAUGAGGUGGACGCCAGCGGGUGCACAGUCUCCGGAGAUGCUCCGUCAUCGUUGAGCACUCCUAUAGACGACCCCUUAUAUGCAUCGAGCUUUAGAAAUGCGAUAAACGCGUAUCAGCGAUCAGACUUGCCUGGCAAUGGUAACCUAGAGGAUCUAGGUAGCAGCGAGUCACCCGGAAGUACUCGGGUUCGUGGGGAAACAGAGGUUGAGAGCCCAGGGAAUAUACAUUCGACGUAUGCCAGUCUCUCGGCGUUUACGACUUUUAAUCGUGAGCGGGCUUUGCCUCGGACUGUGGCGAGCGUGUUACGCCAUUGGCAACCCGGGACUGACCCAGCCGGCUAUAAUUGGCAAAGGACGGUACAGAUGCAGGCAACGGAGGAAUCGCAACCGACUUCGAAGGCCGCAACUCCGAAACGCCGACCACGCAAGAAGAUGCCUUCAUCUCAAGGGACCAACUUGAACGCCUCUGCACCUCCUCCAAUGUCUUCCAUUCCCUCGGAUGCGCGGGGAUGGGGAAGCCAGCCGGAGAACAGCGAGGCCCCGGUGUUGAGGCUACCGAGUAGUCAAGCUGUAGAAGAGGAUGUGCCGAUGACGCAGAUCGAGCGAGGUACGUUUGGUGGUCGAGAGGCCGGGCGAAAGAGCGUCGUGAAGGCACGUAAGAAGAAGCGAGCGGCCGGGUUUUAGGGCUGUUCGAAAUAUAGAUCAGCGUUAAAAAGGAUAUAGACAUCCAGACACCCAAUAGACGCUUAGAAACCGGAUUGGUAAUAAGAUGAGCGAUUUCUGCGCCUUCUCACCCCGCCACGAUCCAGCCAGGUUGGAAGUAUAAGAAUGACCCGGUUUCUCAUCCAUUUCCUCCUCAGAAUCUUUCCCAAUAGGACUGUUGCGAUUACAGCUGCUGUUUAAGUU